Messenger RNA from Didymodactylos carnosus, 89 nucleotides. NCBI's taxonomy places the organism in Eukaryota, Metazoa, Rotifera, Eurotatoria, Philodinida, Philodinidae. The record is from the annotation of a GenBank genome assembly.
UCGCCAAAACAGACGUAGAAGAAGAGGAAAAUGACGAUGAACAAGAAGACGAAGUAAUGGAAGAAGAACAAUUGGAGGUAAUUUAUUGA